Molecule: messenger RNA, 1856 nt
Organism: Saccoglossus kowalevskii
Lineage: Eukaryota; Metazoa; Hemichordata; Enteropneusta; Harrimaniidae
Product: WD repeat-containing protein 31-like
Molecular function (GO): protein binding
Source: RefSeq, a predicted model, not a curated record
AUGACAAAAUUGAAACACUUUCUACGUUUCACAAUUUGUAUUUAUUAUAUUUUCAGUGACAGAACCACUGCACUUAGCUUGAGUAGCGUUGAAAAAUCACCGCCGGUACAUGAUGAUCAUGUGACUUGUGUUGAUAGCGGGGGCCCUGGAAUCUGUAUAUCGGGAAGUGCCGAUAAGACUGUUGUGCAAUAUAAUUGGUUGGAAAGUAAAAUUCGAAACAAGUGGAUCGGACAUGAUAGAGACAUAUCUCGGGUUAUCUAUGGUGAUAGAAAUGGUUACGUAAUCAGUGGAUCAAGAGAUAAAUCUGUAUGUAUUUGGCAAUCUGGAAAUUCCAAACCAGUCAAACGUUUACAGGGACAUGACAUGGUAGUAAUGGGACUGGCAUUGAACCAAGAAAAUACUGUUCUAUGUACAGGGUCACGUGAUAAUUACAUUAAACUUUGGGAUAUAGAGACAGGCACAUGUACUUUACAGAAUAACCUUUCAAGAAAUCUAGUUACACAUAUCAAGUGGAUACCGAAUCAAGACUCUGUGGCACAGACUAGUGAAGAUAAAUGUCUCAGAACAUGGGACACUAGGAUACUUCAAGAAUCCCAUGUUUUUGCCAAAAAACAGUACAUCCAGACAUGUUGUGAUGUCUCAGAUGAUGGCAACUAUUGUGUCACAAGUAGUAAUGGUUUCGGUGGACAAGGUUGUGAAGCUACGUUAUGGGAUCUUCGUCAGAACAAAGGUAUUUGUGAAUACAAAGGACACAGCCAAACUACAGCAUCUUGUAUUUUCCUUCCGUCCAUGCCAUCUGUUUCCAAGACUCUUAUAGCAACUUCUUCUCAUGACUGCUCUGUUAAAAUAUGGGAUCAGAACACCACAGAAUGUCUCUGUACUUUAGCUCUAGAUGGCGCUGGUCCACUAACAUCAUUAACAGCCUAUGGCGAUGGCAGUAUCUGCUGUGCAUCUUUUAAUACUGGUGUUCAUCUUUUAUCUGUGAAUGAAGAUGCCAAUGGAAUUAUCACACUGAUCAAAAAAGCCCAGUAUUAAUCUGAGAUGAGUUGCCCAAAACAUUAAAUGUCGUUCCAGUUAUUUUAGCUACAAUGUUCUGUAUAUUUUCACUUAGUAAUUUAUUGUUUUGUAUAUAUUGUUUACUUGCUUUUAUUUUAACUUUGAUGAUUACUCGAAAGUUAUUGUGUUUGUGCAAUUUGUGUAUUUAUUUGUCUUGAGAUUUGAAGUCUGUGUAAUGCGCCCUCUAGUGUCAUUUUUUUGAAAACUUUCGCAAACUUGUUUUAUGAGAUCAAAUUAACUUCAUGAUUGUUUACUGUUUUUGUAAAUUUUGGAUAAUAUUUUUAAAGAUGUUAGUUAUUUAUGUUUCACUGAAAUCAGACCUUUGCUGAGUGACAAAUGAAGAUGAAGUUAUCGUCUACUGCUUUUCAUAAAUUAAGUGCUACUGUCAUUGAGCAGCCCAUGUUCAAAUUCAGUGUUAACAAACAUUGAAUUUCACAGGUAUCGUAUAAGUCAAGCCGACCCACAUCGAACAUGACAUAGUGCACUGUCUUGAGACCUACACAACGUAUACUUUUUCAACAAAUUUGAUCAAUACUUAUAAGGGAUUAUUAAUUUUAGACCAAACGGAAGGAAUUUUAAUUAUAGAAAAAUACACAAAAAAAUGUGCAGAAUGUUGCACCUAAAUUUUGACAGGAAUAAUUAUGGCAUCCCAAAGUUUAAUAAAAUUGUGCAUAAUAAUAUAUAUAUAUGGUAGCACAUGACUGGUAAUAGUGUAAAUAUACAAGGUAAUUUAAGAAAGUAGUUUUAUGAUUAUGUAUUGAAAGAUAAAAUAAACUUCAUAAUGGGUUAUAAAAAAUAAA